Rubroshorea leprosula is the source of this 1142-nucleotide messenger RNA. Lineage: Eukaryota; Viridiplantae; Streptophyta; Magnoliopsida; Malvales; Dipterocarpaceae. The record is from the annotation of a GenBank genome assembly.
AUCUGCAAAAUCAAUCUUAACCCAUUUCUUCUUCUUCUGUGAAUGCUCUCUCAUCUCCACUCCAUCUACAAAACUGAUCUUAACCCACCCAUUUCUUCUUCUUCUCUUUUCUUGGGGAAACUUGAGCUACUGGGUUUCAUUGAAACCUCAAACCUGGCAGAUCUUACCAAAUCAAAAUAACCCUUCAAUAAACAAUACCAAUCAAACUCUAAUCGAAUUUCAACAAAAAUACAAUCAAACUUUAAUCAAAUUCCAACAAAAAUGCAAUCAAAUUAUAAAUCAAUCUCCAAAUAUAUUAACAAUUGCAAAUGGAAAUCGAAAGAAGAACGAAAAAACAAGAACCAAGCUUUCCCAACAAAGCUAGGUUCGGUUGAAACCCAGCAAAUCUGCUGGGUUUCGACGAACCCAACCUUGGCUGGUCGUGAACCCAGUAAGGCUGGGUUUCCACCGAACCCAGCCUUGCUGGGUUCGUUGAAACCCAGAUCUGCUGGGUUCCGACGAACCCAACCUUGGCUGGUCGCGAACCCAGCAAGGCUGGGUACAGAACCCAGCCUUGGCUGGUCGACAAACCCAGCAAGGGCUCAGUGCAGCAGAGGGGGGGUUGGCUUGGUGUGCAGGGGAGGUAUGAUUGCUGGAAGUGGGCUCAGGCGUGUAGGGGUGUAUGAUUGCAGGCGAUCUGGGCGCAGAGUGCAGGUGAUCUGGGCGCAGAGAGCAGGGUUGGUGCAGAGCAAGGCUGGUGAUGGCUGGCGGGCAACGUAGCAGGGGGGUGCAGGGUGCAGGUAGCAGGGCUAGGGGUCGGGGCUCGGUGCGUAGCAAGCAAGGGCGCAGGCUCGGUGAAGGGCUUGUUCACCAUGAGCAAGGCUCGGGUGUGUGGGGGAAGGAGAAGGUUCUGGAGAGCAAAAUAUCUUCUUUUUUUUUUUUUUGGGUUUUGGGUAAUUGGGUUUGAGUAUUUGGGUUUUGGGUAAUUUAAUGGGCUCAAUUGAAAUGGGUUGGUGUUGGGUUUGCAAAUUUGAUGAAUUUCACCCUUAAACUUUUAAUUCCUUCAAUUGAGUCCUUUCUCAAGUUUCUUUUCUUCAUUUUCUUCUUGAGUUUCUUCUUUUUGCAUGUAGCACCUGAAAGAAAAAUGAAGAUAUAUUAGUUAA